CGACCGUCGCAGGUAAUUAUAAUUGGUCAGGAACGAAAGAGCCAAAGAGGGAACAAAACGCCCAGAGCAAAGCUUCCUAAGCCAUGAAUUAGGGUUUCCUUUUCUGCCCGCGAUGGAUAAUGCUUAAUCUGUAGGUCUGGAUUAUCUAUCUACCUCUCCUCUUCUUCUCUGCCACUUUCCUUGUUUGUAAUACUAGAUUAUUGAUGGUUCUUCUUCGCUCUAUGAAUCCAUACGAUCCCAGCUCCGACGACAACGAAUCGAACUGGUUGCUUUCCUUAAACGAUCGGUUUCUAACUUAGGGGCUUCGUUGGAAUCAAGGUUUUCAAUCGAGGGUGGUAAAAUCUCUUCAUUUGUAAUUUGGGUUUGUCGUGAUUCUUUCGUUUUUUCUGGUGUUUCGAGGGGAAUGUGAUCAUAUCUGGAUAGGGUUAGGGUUCUCGUUUGUUCUUGUUUUCGGGAGAAAUUUGGGGAUUUGAUUCGGUUUGAAGAACGGAUUUUUCUUUAAACUCUAGGGUUCCUUUGAUUCUUAUAAUUUUGGGGAAAUAUAGGUGUCGGUUAAAGGAUAAUGUGUAUACUCUGCGUCAUACAGAAGUGGUCUCGGCGGGUCGCCACCAUGCUACCGUGGUUAGUGAUUCCACUUAUCGGUCUAUGGGCUCUGUCGCAGCUAUUGCCGCCGGGUUUCAGGUUUGAGGUCACCUCUCCUCGUCUGGCUUGUGUUUUGGUUCUUCUGGUUACCCUCUUCUGGUAUGAGAUUUUGAUGCCUCAGCUAUCAGCGUGGCGGGUGCGGAGGAGUGCCCGUCUUAAAGAGAGGAAGAGGUUUGCAGCGAUAGAGAUGCAGAAGCUUCGGAAGACGGCCACCCGACGAUGCCGUAACUGCUUGAAUCCUUACCGGGAUCAGAACCCUGGUGGUGGAAAGUUUAUGUGUUCUUACUGUGGUCACAUCUCUAAAAGACCGGUUCUUGACUUGCCUGGGCCGGGGCUUACUAACUCUGGUAUUAUAGGAGAUUUAGUUGGCAAGGGUGGGAAGAUGUGGAACGGAAAGGUUUGGUCGGAAAAUGGUUGGAAUUGUGGUCAAGAUUGGUUAGAGAAUGGCAACUGGGUUGGUGGGUCUUUUGCAGGGAAGGUAAAUAAUUGGGGGAAGAAGGGAGGUGGGUUUUUCAGUGGUGAUGAUCAAUGUGUGGCAGAGAAAUCUUCUUCUGGUGUUGUUUUCACCUGCAAGCUGUUGGCCUCCUCCUUUUUGAGCAUAAGGUGGCUUUGGAGAAAGAUUUUUAGGGUCAGCACUGCGAUGGAAGAUGCUUCGCUGGAUGCAGAGCAUAAUGGGAUGUUACCUAAGAAAGCAGAAAAUGAGGGAAAUUUUCAUCAGAGCAGGGGAGAGAAGGCCCGCAGGAAAGCUGAAGAGAAGAGACAGGCUAGGUUAGAGAAGGAGCUUUCAGAGGAGGAGGAGAGAAAACAGAGAGAAGAGGUUGCAAGGUUAGUGGAGGAACGUAGGAGACAGAGAGAUGAGAAGAUGGAGGCAGAAAAAGAGCGGGGAAAAGGAUCAGCUCUGGACAGGGAAAAAGAUUGUAAGAGAGAAGCUGAAAAGAAGCGCCGGGAGAGAAGGAAAGAUAAAGACAAAGGGUCUAGUAAAAGUAAUUCUGAUGUAGAGGAGUUGGAAAAAAGGUCGGGGAAGGAAAUUGAAAAGAAGCGAGAAUUGGACAAGAGGACUGAGAUUGAAAGACGAGAAGCUCAAAAAAGUUCUUCUGAAAGCAUCAGGACUCAAAAUUUGGAAACUGGGCAUGCUGUAAAGGUUACCAAUAUGAACAAUUUUAGCAAAGUAGGUGCAGGAGGUAGAUACCUGGAUCGUAUGAAGGGUUCAUUUCUUUCUUCUAAAGGCUUUAAUGGAUCCAGUUUCUUUGGAAAGGGUGGUUAUGCUGCUGCAACUGUUGUUUCAAAAACUAACAGAUAUAAUGGGUCGAUUGAUCAUGUCCAAGCCACCGGUAAUCGAAGAGAGGUACGCUUGAAUGAACAUGCUGCUGGGAAAAUAAAUUUGAGUGGAGAUGACAAGGUCACUGGUGUCAGUUUCCCACGUCCUGUGGUUUCGGAGCCACAGCCAUGGGCAACCCCAAAAAAAUCAUGGCAGCAACUAUUUACUCGCUCAUCAACAGUUCCUCCGUCGUCCAUUGUGAAUACAAUAAGCAGACCAAGUCAGAAGCCCCAAGCAGAUGCUCAAAGUUCACAGUUACCUGGGCAAGCAUCACCGACACAUCCUUUGGAUAACCCAAUCCAUUUUGGACUAUCAUUGCCUUUCAAUGUUUCCCCCUAUCCAAGUGGUUCCCCCUAUCCAAGUGGUUCAAUAAGUAGUGGUUCUGUUUCUUCGGCAACUGAACCCAUGUUUCCUCCUGUUGAACCAGCACAUGAAUUUGUGUCAGAAGAGCCAGAACUUUUUGAAGACCCAUGUUAUGUCCCUGAUCCGGUUUCCUUACUUGGGCCUGUUUCUGAGUCUCUUGACAACUUCCCGUUGGACCUAGGGAGUGGGUUUGUUGCAGAUUCUGGAUUUGAAAGGCCUCGGUCUUUGCAGAAUGCUUCUCUUGCUGGCGAAAUUAACAGGCCAUCUCCGAUUGAGUCACCUAUUUCACGUGUACGGGUUGCUGAAGAAAGGCAAAGCUCCGCAAACCAGUUCACAUGUACUCCAAGGGCACACGAUCUGAAUACUUCAUCUACGGAUGUGUCAAAUAAUAGACAUGAACAUGGGACAUGGCAGAUGUGGGGCACAACUCCGCUUGGUCAGGAUGGUCUUGGUUUGGUAGGUGGGCCAGCCAGCUGGCUUUUACCCUUGGGUCAGAACAUGUCAAACCAUGAAGAGGUUAUGCUUCCUUCGCCCUGCAAGGCAAUGGCAUCACCAUUUGGAAAGGAUAAUAAUGUCCUUCCUGGCAGUUGCUCUCCACAGCAAAUUCAUCUUGGUAGUUGUCAGAAUGGUGGGACAUUUAAAGCUUUAGGUCCUGGUUCGAAUGAUAAUGGCGUGUGGUUACCAAAGACUGUCUUCCAGCCAUUGCCAGGUGACGGUGAAAAUCAUUUCCCUCCACUAAAACCUAGCGAUGAUAUUUCUCGAAAUGAGAUGGCAUAUGUUAGUCCAAGCAGAUUGGGAACCAACCAUCCUUUUGAACAGUCUCCAGCCAAUCAUUGGUCCAAUAGGGAUUGGGAUGUGCAUGGUUCAAGGGAAAGCAUUGGAAACUCAACCCCGGCAAGGCCUCAGAUUGGGGGCCUGUUUUCCAGCCCAGAUGUACAGUCACUUUGGUCAUUUAAUUGAAAAAGGGGAGGGAAAAAAAACUGAAAAAAAAAAAGAAAAAAAAAAAAAAAGGAAAAGGAGAGGACAUAAACACUUUCCCCUCCCCCAUCUGUUCAGAAAGGCAAGCAGCCUCUUUUGCGGAGAUUUCAGAAAUUGGUUGCUUUGUAUCUUUUUUUUUUAUUAAAUGAAAAUGAUGGUCGAAUACAUUAGCAUGAAUAGAAACAUGAGAGAUGGAAUGCAUGCAUUCAUGCAUCCUCAGUUGUAGGUCACCUUCUCUGAUGAUUGUGAACAUUUUUCUUUUGCUAUCAAUCGAACUUGCAGAAGCUGUUAGGUGACA
Macadamia integrifolia is the source of this 3599-nucleotide messenger RNA. RefSeq lists its product as uncharacterized. NCBI's taxonomy places the organism in Eukaryota, Viridiplantae, Streptophyta, Magnoliopsida, Proteales, Proteaceae. The transcript has 3 exons. Bases 563 to 3283 code for a protein of 906 amino acids. The record is from RefSeq and is a predicted model, not a curated record.